Radiomyces spectabilis is the source of this 1871-nucleotide messenger RNA. Its product is annotated as major facilitator superfamily domain-containing protein. The coding region runs from base 132 to 1700 and encodes 522 amino acids. The transcript is spliced from 9 exons. Gene Ontology annotation, biological process: transmembrane transport. Lineage: Eukaryota; Fungi; Mucoromycota; Mucoromycetes; Mucorales; Radiomycetaceae. Gene Ontology annotation, molecular function: transmembrane transporter activity. The record is from RefSeq and is a predicted model, not a curated record.
GUUUUAUUAUUUCUGUUUGUUUGCUCCGACGCACGGACAAACCGGAAAACUAUUGAAAUAAAAAAGAUUUGCCCAACUUCAAGUGAUAGCUUUUUUUUUCUACAGUUGUUCUUCUAAAAGAUUCAUUGCACAUGGCAACCAAAGAACUACCUUUGCCUGCCAGGCAACUCUUCAUUAUUUGCGCAUGUCGAUUUGCGGAACCCAUAUGCUUUACAGUGUUGUUCCCGUUUAUUGUAUCGAUGGUACGGGACUUUAAAGUGGGAGACGAGACUGAAGUAGGCUAUUAUGUUGGCUUUGUUACAUCCUCGUUUGCAUUGGCCCAAUUGCUGACGGGCAUUCAUUGGGGUAUGCUGUCAGAUCGCAUUGGACGACGACCGGUCAUUCUCAUGGGACUCGUUGGUACCAUUUUGAGCAUUCUACUGUUCGGUUUAUCAAAAUCAUACGUGUGGGCUCUCCUAUCUCGCAGCUUGUGCGGUUUGCUCAAUGGCAAUAUCGGUGUACUUAAAAGUAUGGUUUCGGAGCUCACGAUGCAGCAUGCGCCCCAUCAACGGGCGCGUGCCUUUUCUUUACUGCCAUUGAUGUUCGGUCUUGGCAGUAUCAUUGGGCCAAUGUUAGGAGGUUUCCUCUCAAAGCCUGUGGAACAUUACCCGGCCAUUUUUGGACGUGGGGGAUUUCUCACCGAUUUUCUUACAGAAUAUCCCUACUUUCUGCCUUGCUUCAUUUCGGCCGUUAUUUGCGCUUUUGGUCUGGUCUUCGGCAUGUUUUACCUGGAGGAAACGUUGGCCAAAUGCAUCAAAAAAGAAGAAGUGGUGGUCGUGGGCGCAUCGGAUGUGACGGAAGAGAAUACCUUAUUGAUAGAAAAUCAUCACAAGCCAGGUUACGAUACGUUCAGUCACAGUUCACAUCGAGACAAUUCCCCUACACCAACUUUAUGUGGCAGCCAAUCAACCCCGCCAACUUUGCGCGAGUCACUCACACCAGCUGUUCUGGCCAUCUGUGUAACUUAUGGGCUGUUCUCUUACCAAGCGAUUUUCUACGAUGAAUUGUUCCCUAUUUGGACGGCCAGUUUGAGAAGGUCGGGUGGGCUUGGCUUUGAUUCCGACGAAAUUGGAACUGCCUUGGCUUUCUGCGGUGUGGUCACACUGUUUGCUCAAAUCGUUUUAUUACCUUAUCUGACGAAGCGAUUCGGUUUGAUGCGAUUAUUCCGCGCCGUACUGUUCAUCCUUAUUUUCCUUUAUCUCGGACAAAGUUCUGUGCGCCUAUUCUACAACAUUCCUGAUUUGAAUGGACAGCUUGAUACGAAACUGUGGGUCUGGGUGGGCCUCUUGGCAACCGUUGCCAUCAAAACGAUAUGUCACACAAUUGCCUUUACUGCUUGUACCAUCUUGACCAACAAUGCCGCCCCGCGUAUGGAUGCGCUUGGUACCGUGAAUGGUUUCUCCCAAUGCUGUGCUAGUGGCAUGCGUGCAUUUGGUCCUGCCAGCUGUGGUAUCAUUUGGUCUUCAUCCUUGGCAGCUCAUUGGAUCCCUUUCCCCAUUCGCGUUAAUAUUAGCUUUUUGUUCCUGACCGUUGUGGGUGCUGUUACAUUUUACAGCAGUAAACGCCUGGACUCCAUGGAUUACGAAGUGGCUGCCGCCAGAGAAGAAGUGGUGGUCGACAGUACCUCCACAAGUGACGAAACUAUUGCUCGACGCGUUUAAAUGUCCCUACCCUACAAUUCCCUUUUUUUUUCCUUUUCCCCAGUUUGCAUUCCAAAGAUUCUUCCCAGUAUUCCUUGCUCAUUUACCAAAUAGUGAGAAAUUCCAAUGUUUAUAUCUUUUCAUCAAUACAACCUUUGCCGUCAUCGACAAAAGCAUUGUUUUUUAUUGCCA